AAUACUUGCAAAGAACAAGCCCCGAAAGGCUCUGAGUCCGACCACCUUACACAAACACAAAACUCUCUCUCUCUCUCUCUCUCUCUCUCUCUCUAGUUCCAUUCGAAGUCCGUACACGAUGCCUUCCCGUAGAAGAACGCUCUUGAAGGUCAUCAUCCUCGGCGACAGUGGGGUGGGAAAGACCUCUUUGAUGAAUCAGUAUGUAAAUAAGAAGUUUAGCAAUCAGUACAAGGCGACAAUCGGAGCUGAUUUUUUGACAAAAGAAGUGCAGUUUGAAGAUAGGCUCUUCACUCUCCAGAUUUGGGACACAGCUGGUCAGGAAAGAUUCCAAAGCCUUGGAGUUGCUUUCUAUCGUGGUGCAGAUUGCUGUGUUCUUGUCUAUGAUGUUAAUUCUAUGAAAUCCUUUGACAACCUGAACAAUUGGAGGGAAGAAUUCCUUAUUCAGGCAAGCCCUUCGGAUCCUGAAAAUUUCCCGUUUGUUGUCAUAGGAAACAAGAUCGAUGUAGAUGGUGGAAAUAGCAGAGUGGUUUCAGAGAAAAAAGCUCGAGCUUGGUGUGCAUCGAAAGGGAAUAUCCCAUACUUCGAGACCUCUGCUAAGGAAGGCAUUAAUGUAGAAGAAGCUUUCCAAUGCAUAGCAAAGAAUGCUUUGAAGAGUGGCGAGGAGGAGGAGAUAUACUUGCCGGAUGUCAUUGAUGUUGCAAACUCUGGUCAGACAAGGUCAACUGGAUGCGAGUGCUAAGAAUGGUACCUGAUUAUUUUCCCCAGUAAAAACAAUAAACGUGUUUAGACUGCAAACUAUUUUGGCCAUUUUUCUUGGUACUGUAUGCGACUAUACUGUACAUUAGUGUUUGCGGGAAAACAAAUCAGUCCCAAAAGUGUUUGUUGAGUUUUGGUUGUAUUGUGCUUUCUGUUCUUUGUAAUUAUUUGGUACCGCUCUUUGCCCUUUAUUAUGGAAAUCACCAGCAGGAAAGAUUUUUUC
Morus notabilis is the source of this 979-nucleotide messenger RNA. RefSeq names its product ras-related protein Rab7. Gene Ontology annotation, molecular function: GTPase activity; GTP binding. The transcript has 7 exons. The record is from RefSeq and is a predicted model, not a curated record. Gene Ontology annotation, cellular component: vacuolar membrane. Lineage: Eukaryota; Viridiplantae; Streptophyta; Magnoliopsida; Rosales; Moraceae. The coding region runs from base 119 to 739 and encodes 206 amino acids.